This is a messenger RNA of Trypanosoma conorhini, 348 nucleotides long. RefSeq lists its product as uncharacterized. Lineage: Eukaryota; Euglenozoa; Kinetoplastea; Trypanosomatida; Trypanosomatidae. Bases 1 to 348 code for a protein of 115 amino acids. The record is from RefSeq and is a predicted model, not a curated record. The transcript has a single exon.
AUGAGCGGGCAAGGCGUGCAAGAAAAACACGCCGUGGUUCAGAAACGGCUUGUGUGCGAGGAGACGCCGGGGCACUUGCUCCCCUGUGCGGCCGGACAAUCCAAAUUUGGCCUGGAGGGGUUGGAGGCGCCCGAGCUCGACAGUUCAGCAAGCAACCGGCUCGGCUCGCUUGCGGCCUGUUUGGCCUCCCGAGCCCUGAACCGUUUGCCGUCCGUGGCGCCAAUACGUGUGGACGGCGUCGCUCGUCCGUUGGGUGGAGGCAGCGCCCUUUUAUUUUAUUGUUUUGCUCCUUUUCCCAGCUUUGAUUCUUUCGCUUCGGCCUUACACACCCCGUUGGCAACGGCAUAG